Macrosteles quadrilineatus (aster leafhopper) is the source of this 2428-nucleotide messenger RNA. RefSeq names its product zinc finger protein 431-like. Gene Ontology annotation, biological process: negative regulation of transcription by RNA polymerase II. The record is from RefSeq and is a predicted model, not a curated record. The coding region runs from base 68 to 1354 and encodes 428 amino acids. Gene Ontology annotation, molecular function: DNA-binding transcription repressor activity, RNA polymerase II-specific. The transcript is spliced from 2 exons. Lineage: Eukaryota; Metazoa; Arthropoda; Insecta; Hemiptera; Cicadellidae.
AACUCACUCUAAAAACUUUCCUCUCAAAUGUCCAAUAUGUGAGCAAAGUUGUCCAUCUCAAUCUGCAAUGAAGGUCCAUAUAUUAUAUCACACUGGAGAGCGUCCCUUUAAAUGUUUGACAUGUGAGAAAACAUUUUUCCAACUAAACCAAGUAAAGAGUCAUUUGUUGAUACACUUUGGGAAGUCUCCUAUAUGUGGGGAAUCCAUUAAACUCCAAAGCCAUAUAGAGGAGCAUACGCAAAUUCAUACGAGACGCUAUAAGUGCACUACAUGUGAAAAAUCAUUUACUUUCAAAAGUGAUCUGAAGAGACAUACAUUUGUUCAUACAGGAGAGAGACCUUAUAAGUGCACUAUAUGUGAAAAAUCCUUUGCAAGAAUAGGCAAUAUGAAGACACACACAAUGGUCCAUACAGGUGAGAGACCUUAUAAGUGCACUGCAUGUGAAAAAUUAUUUACUUCCAGAAGUGAUCUGAAGAUACACACAUUUGUUCAUACAGGAGAGAGACCUUAUAAGUGCCCUAUAUGUGGAAAAUCCUUUACUUCCAAUAGUCAUAUGAAGAAACAUACAUUUGUUCAUACAGGGGAGAGACCUUAUAAGUGCUCUAUAUGCGAAAAAUCAUUUACUUCCAAAAGUGUUUUGAAGAAACAUACAUUUGUUCAUACAGGUGAGAGAUCAUAUAAGUGCACUACAUGUGGAAAAUCCUUUGCACAAAUAGGCAAUAUGAAGACACAUACAUUGGUUCAUACAGGGGAGAGACCUUAUAAGUGCUCUAUAUGUGGAAAAUCCUAUGCAAGAAUAGGCAGUAUGAAGAAACAUACAUUGGUUCAUACAGGGGAGAGACCUUAUAAGUGCUCUAUAUGUGAAAAAUCCUUUGCUUCCAAAAGUGAUCUGAAGUCACAUACAUUUGUUCAUACAGGAGAGAGAUCAUAUAAGUGCAUUACAUGUGAAAAAUCAUUUACUUUCAAAAGUGAUCUUAAGAAACAUACAUUUGUUCAUACAGGGGAGAGACCUUAUAAGUGCUCUACAUGUGGAAAAUCCUUUGCACAAAUGGGCAGUAUGAAGAAACAUACAUUGGUUCAUACAGGGGAGAGACCUUAUAAGUGCUCUACAUGUGGAAAAUCCUUUGCACGAAUGUGCACUAUGAAGACACAUACAUUGGUUCAUACAGGGGAGAGACCUUAUAAGUGCUCUACAUGUGGAAAAUCCUUUGUACGAAUAGACUAUAUGCAGAAACAUACAUUGGUUCAUACAGGAGAGAGACCUUAUAAGUGCUCUACAUGUGGCAAAUCCUUUGCACGAAUAGACUAUAUGAAGACACAUACAUUGGUCCAUACAAGGGGAGAGACCCUAUAAGUGCUCUACAUGUGGAAAAUCCUUUGCAAGAAUAGGCAGUAUGAAGAGACAUACAUUGUUUCAUACAGGAGAGAGACUUUACAAGUGUAAACUAGUGUAAUAUGUGUGAAAAAUCUUUUACUUUCAAAUGUGCCAUGAAGAAACAUACAUUGGUUCACAGGAGAGAAACCUCAAGAGUGUACCACAUUUAAAAAGUUGUUUGCAUUCAUAAGCUGCAUGAAGAAGCUUUUUAAAAAGGUUAUAUUGAAGUACUGACCCACCUCAUCAACCUGACUUAAAUUUAAAAUUGGCAAAAAAUUCAAAAACAAAAUUGUUAUCCAUUCAAAGUUUUAAAUCAAUUAAAAUAUUUCAUCAAAAUAUUCAACACCUCUCAUCUAGAAAAGAGUCUUUGGGAAUUGGAAUGGAGGAGAUAAAACCAAAUAUUGUUAUUUUGACUGAGCGUAAUAUGACUAAAGGUUGAGACAGUUAAAAGAAUUAAAACAGCAAAUUAUAUUGAUUUAAGAACUAAUAUAAAACAAUAGAAGAUUGAAGAAAGACAAGAGAAUUGGGAAAAUCCCCCAAGUUUAUUGAAAAAUACCUAAUAUUAUUCAUAUCAAGAUUUGACUGUGAGAUGAUUAAAUGUUAAAUGAGGGAUGUAGCCAGUCCUAUCAUGUAUCUGUUGUACAUUUAAUAAGUCCUACAAACUGGUACUAUAUAAAUUCAUACAAUUCCCUAUGGUUUGUUGUAAAUUUUGAUUAGGGACUGCUUAUGUGAUAUUCACAGUGAUAAAAAGUGUUAGAGUAAAAAUGUUAACUGACUCUAAAAACUUUCCUCUCAAAUGUCCAAUAUGUGAGCAAAGUUGUCCAUCUCAAUCUGCAAUGAAGGUCCAUAUAUUAUAUCACACCGGAGAGCGUCCCUUUAAAUGUUUGACAUGUGAGAAAACAUUUUUCCAACUAAACCAAGUAAAGAGUCAUUUGUUGAUACACUUUGGGAAGUCUCCUAUAUGUGGGGAAUCCAUUCAACUCCAAAGCCAUAUGAAGGAGCAUUCACAAAUUCAUACGAGACGCUAUAAGUGCACUACAUGUGGAAAAUCCU